Molecule: messenger RNA, 4168 nt
Organism: Rosa rugosa (rugosa rose)
Lineage: Eukaryota; Viridiplantae; Streptophyta; Magnoliopsida; Rosales; Rosaceae
Exons: 10
Coding region: 749-4003 (1084 amino acids)
Source: RefSeq, a predicted model, not a curated record
UGAGCAAGGUCAUUUCAGGUAAGCCAGACCACCACCCUUCUCUAUUGCUUUCUCUCUCUAAACACCUCUCUCUCUCUCUCUCUCUCUCUCUCUCUAAACAAACUCCAUCGCUCCGAUCGAUAUGAAAUUGUAUUCGUCCCACACCGAAACCCUAAUCUUUCACUGACUCAUCUUCUUCGAUCCCGGCCGUUCAUCCCUAUAAGCUUCUGGAAGAUCUUGGAACAAUUUGAACAAAAAAAAACCCUAGGCUCAUUCCGCAGCUGAGAUUCUCGUCCAACAUAUGAGGAUUCUUUGUUUUCUACCGAUUUCUUGAAAUCCACGUGAGAUUUUGCAGAAAGAUACUUGCUUUUUGUAUAUAUCUGUUAAGUGUUUUUGGAUUGGAACAAGGUUUGAUUGGGUUGGCUAUGGGAACACUGAGCUGGAUCGGAGAAUGAAUUAGGAUCUAGCGCUAGUUGAUUUAGACUGCUUUGGUUGAUUUAGAUUGAUUAGGUAUGUGGUGAUUGAUUGGAGUUUUUCGAAGCUUUUCGAAUUGACUUUCGGGUUUCUGGGUUAGGAGCUAGUGUAGCAAUCAGUGGGUGUAUAAGAGUGAAGGUUUGGGUUGAUUUGGAUGCGGAUAUGGUUAAUGGGUUUUGUGUUUUGAGCUUGGAGUAGUGACUGUUCAAUUGAAGAAGCGUGGUUUUUGUGGUUCAGUGAAGAAGGUUGAUUGGGUUGUAGUUGGGAAUUGGGGUAUAGUGCUAGUAUUUGCAGAAUGAGCUUAGAGAACGAAGACCAACACUUGCCGGAUCAGCCCGCCGAAACGAAUCAUGAAGUUAAUAAGAAGUUGAAAAUAUCGUAUACGAGGGAGUUUCUUCUGUCAUUGAGUGAGUUAGAAUCCUGCAAGAAGUUGCCAGAUGGGUUCGACCGGUCAUUCCUAAGUGAAUUCGAGGAUGCUUUCAGAGGGCAAAGGCCAUCUAGUGGUUUGUCAGCAAAUAGUUUCAGGCGAAAUGAUUAUGGUUCAUCCCCUCCUACUAGGGGUGAUGCAGCUGGUUAUUCGCGGCCACUUCAUGGAAGGUGGGAAAGUCGUUCUUCGGGACGCAGUGAUAAAGAUAGUGAUACGCAAUCUGACAAAGACUCUGAUUCCGGAAGGCACUAUGGGAACCAGGCUUGGCGGCCUUGGCAGGUCCCUGAGCAUGAUGGACUUCUCGGAAGUGGUUCCUUUCCAAGACCAGCUGGGUUUGCUGGAGGGAUAGCGGCACCCAAAGUUCGACCUAAUGAUACCUACCAACUAAAUAGAAGCAAUGAACCAUAUCAUCCUCCCCGUCCUUAUAAAGCACCACCUCUCACACGAAAGGAGAUUACCGACUCACUUAAUGAUGAAACUUUUGGUUCCUCUGAGUAUACAAAUGAGGAUAGAGCAGAAGAGGAAAGAAAGAGAAGAGAUGCCUUUGAACUAAUGAGGAAGGAGCAGCAGAAAGCAUUUCAAGAAAAGCAGAAGCUGAAGCCAGAGAAGAAUAAAGGUGGCUUUGAUUUUUCUACGCUGUUGGAUGAUGAUACCAACGAGGAGAAGAAACUUUUGCUGAGGAGCAGUGAAAUAGCUGAGCCUCGGCUACCACCAGCAUCAAAUAAUGAGGAAAAGUCUAAUUUACCCUUGCAAACUCCUGCAACCAGACCUCUUGUCCCCCCUGGUUUUACUAGCACAGUUUUGGAAAGAAAUCUUGCACCAAAAUCCUUGAACCAUCCCCAUCAAGUGGAGGUUGGGAAUUCUGGACUUGAGGAUAACAUUCUACAUGGCAAAGGUAACCGUGUUGUAAAUGGUACUUCUGAUAAUCGAGUGGAAAAACAACCGGUUGAGCAAAUGGUUUUGGGCAAGCAGCAUCAUGCAAGUGCAAGUACUCAUGCUGCAUUUGAUAGUAUGAGUGAAAAGAGUCUAAAUUUGUUACCACCUCAAGGUGCUUAUAAUAAGAUAAUUGGCGUGGAUAGUCAAGUAUAUAAUAAAGCUAAUACACCACAAGCUUUGGAAGCUUCCAGAAAUAGUGAAGUGUUUGAGAUCGAUGCUGAAAAGGUGACUAAUUCUACUUCAAUACUGGAAAAGCUUUUCAGCGGUGCAGUACCUUUAAAUGGUGUUGGCUCCUCAAAUAUCACUGAGCCUCAUGAUAGCAAAGUAGAUGAGGCACUGGGUCCUCACAUCGUCAACUCUUCAAAGUUUGCUCAGUGGUUUCAUGAAGAAGACAAGAAACCUGCUGACGAGAUCUUAUCCGGAAGGCCAAAUGACUUGCUUUCCUUGAUCGUUGGUAAUGAAAAAGCUGGACCUCAUAUUUCUGAUGGGAAGCUACGCGAUCACAAUUUUCUUAGUUUUCCCUCCCAAAACUCUGAACCUGCAGAGAGGCUUUUGACAUCAAACAUAGUAUCUCCUCCAGUUGGUGACUCUGAGCAUAUGUACAAAAGUAAUAAACCAGAGGCAGUUUCAGCAGUCCUUACAUGUGAAGACCUUGAGCAGUCGAUUCUAUCUGAAAUUAGUGAGAGUGGUCCAACCUUGCGGCCCCCUGUUCAAAGGUCAGUUGUACCUGAUAGAAAGGCUGAGCAGCCAAAAGCCAAAGUAGAUAAUCAUGCAUCGCAGCACUUACUCUCACUGUUACAGAAGGGAACAGGCUUAAAAGAUAUUGAACCAUCUUUGAAUCAAGAAACAGCAUCUUCUGAGAAAAUUCACAACAUUGAUGGGACAGUUAUUGGCACUGCACGUCACAUUUCAAAAGAGAAAAAUGCUGAAAAUGUUUCUGAUCCAGGGAAGAAUCUGACGCUUGAAACACUAUUUGGAACUGCUUUCAUGAAGGAGUUGCAAUCAGUUGGAGCACCAGUUUCUACUAAAAGAGGCCUUGUUGGGUCAGCAAGAGUAGAUGUUCCGGAGCCUCAUGGGUUGCCUUUUCCAGUAUCAGACAAUAGUUUUGUUCCUUCUGCAAUUGAUGUUGGACCUAACACAAGUAAUCAUAGUAACAGUGACAUGACAGCAAAUAGAAGGAAGCAAACCAAAUCAGAUGAGAUCGAUGAGCAGUUGCUAGGUUUUGAUAAUCCUCAAAUUGACCUAGAUUCAUUACAGGUUAGAACUGACUUGGGGUCUAAGAUUGGCGUCUUUGAUGGGCCUGCGGAUAUUCGACUUCCUGAAGAGGAUAGCUUAAUUACCGUCAGUGAACCUUUAAACAUCCAAAAUUUUAUGUCUACUGGGAAUCUAGUGAAAAGCAAAGUAUUCUCCCCAAACACAGAAGUUGACAUUGUUGAGAAAUUGGCAGCUUUGAACUCUGCCUUCAAGGAUGAAAGGUCUAUCAUGGGAAGCCAAGAAGGUCCACCUUUUCUUCGUGGCCCUUAUGAUAUGAGACAGCCUGAUAUUUCUUAUCAGAACCAUAAUGUCCAACCUUCUUCACAACAGCUCCAUCAUCCUCAAAUGAAUCAUAGGGGAACUUUUUUUCAUCCAUCAGAUUCUCAUCCUGGCAAUGCCAACUCUCAGAUGAAUUUUAUGACUCCAGAGGGUAUGAUCCGAAAUGAUCCUCCUCAAAGUCAUCAGUUUCCUGCAAAUAUGCUCCGUCCACCUUUCCAUCAUGCGAACACUGGACAAUCUGGGUUUGAUGCUCAUCAUCACCCUAUGUUGCAACAGAUGCAUAUGUCAGGAAACUUUCCUCCGCCUCACUUGCUACAAGGAUUAUCCAGUGCUCCAGCCCUGCCUCCUCAUCAGAACAGGGGUGCACCUUUGCCUGCUCAUCCAAACAGUCAGGUUUCUAGCUUUUUGGAAGAAUUGAACCCAAUGGCUGGCUUUCCGUUUGGUCCUCGGCCAGUCAACUUAGGUGGUCAUGGCAUGCCAUCGCCAGCUCCUGAUGUUGCUGGUGGAAGCAACCAUCCUGAGGCAUUGCAAAGGCUCCUUGAGAUGGAAAUGAGGUCAAACCCGAAACAGAUUCACCCAUUUGCUGCCAGUGGUGGGCAUAAUAGUCAAGGGAUGUAUGGGCAUGAACUGGACAUGGGUUUUGGUUAUCGAUAGUUACUCAGAUGUUUGUGCUUGUGUAUAUCAAUGUAUUGACAGUCUCUUGCUCAGAUGUGCAAUUCAACGAAUGGCGAUGUGUUUAAUGUUGCUUCUUUCAUAUUGGAUGUAUGAGACUAGUGUAAGUAAUGGAUUUUCUUGCCAUUGGCCAUGUUAUUGGGUUCA